Cricetulus griseus (Chinese hamster) is the source of this 2922-nucleotide messenger RNA. The record is from RefSeq and is a predicted model, not a curated record. Lineage: Eukaryota; Metazoa; Chordata; Mammalia; Rodentia; Cricetidae.
AUCCGCGCGCUUCUAGUUGCCGGGGCAACGGCGUUCUUUAAGGCCGCGGGCUUGGGACCGCUGCAUCUUUGGUCUCCGCAGAGGCGGUGGUGGCGGGAAAGACCCGUCCCCUUCGAGGGGAAGUGAAUGACACUUGGAUGUCAGAGGUGCUAGUUAGUGCCUAGACGUCCAACCUUCGUCCCCACCGGGAAGGUGAGGGGACGCACGGACCUCGGGCAGAGGAUGUCGAUGGAUAUUAUAAAGGGAAGCCUAGAUGGAAUUUCAAAACCAGCCUCAAGUUCAAGAUCACGUCCUGGGAGCAGAAGUUCAAAUGCUUCUCUGGAGGUGCUCUCGCCAGAACCAGGAGCCUUCAAGAUUGACACGGUAAGCAAGUUGAAUUUCAGUAAGGAGGACCACUCAUCAAACAGUAGUGGGGAAGAAAGAAGAUGUAGUCAUGAUGGCAGGUGGGCAGACUACUAUGAGAGCACAAAAUCAGCCAAACAGGGCUCAGAUGAAGACCCAGACUUGGCUCAACAGAAGGCCUCCAAGCAUCCAGAUGAUCCCAAAUUAGAAGGGCCAGAUGCUCAGCUUCAAAAUGCUAUUCGUAAGAUGCACAGACUGGAUAAGAUACUGGCCAAAAGACGAUGUAGAGAAAAAAAAGUUAAAAAGCAAGGUGAAGAAAUGCGGACUAAGCUGUGGGAAGAACUCAAGUCUGCAAAAAAGGCUGAAGACUUGGAAAAUGACGAGGAGUUGGAAAACGCAACAGAGUUUUUGUAUAUGGCUUCAAAAUCUGCAGAAACAGCUGUAGAGCCUUGUGAGUUUGAAGACAAAUUUUUCUCAGUGUUUCAUACUCAGAUUCCUCCAGAAAAUUAUGAAAAAUUCUUGCAGAAUAUCAAGAAGGAUCUUACCUGUGAUGUGGGAAAAAAUGAGACAUUGAUCGAAACAGAAAAGAAACCUUUUUCAAACACAGAAAGGAUUGAGCUCAGGAGCAAACUCAGCCAGGAUUUUAUUAAGCGAAACAUUGAGUUGGCCAAGAGUUCCAGAAGCCCAGUGUUUAUGAUUGACAGAGAGAAGAAAAGGCUGGAUGAACUCCUGAAAGGUCUGGACAAUACAGAUGCAGGACUGUCCAGUUCUGAGGGUGAACCAUGUGGUUGGCUGGACCCUGGAGAAGGCUAUACCCUUGCAGCCACUGAGUCUCAGAAGCUGGCUCAGAUUGAUACAAAACUGCAGGAAUUCUCUGUGGUCUCACCAACUGUCUUCAGCCUCUCUCCAAGACUUGAGAGUCAGAGCAAUAAGGAACCUGACUCCGAUGAAGAAAGAGAUAUGGAACCAACUCCAGGGGAACAGAUACUCCGGGACAGCAAGGAGCAAAGGGACCAGCAGUCUCGGCUGAGAGCCAUCGAUGGGAAGCUUAGGGACAUCAAUGAGCAGUUAAACUCCACAGUACGUCUCUCUGAGGAGCAGCUGAAGUGUCUUCUGGAGGAGUGUGUAUCCCAACAGAAAUGCAUCCCUCUUGGCCUUCCUUCUGAAAGAGAAAAUGAAGGUGUUGAUGCAUCACUUGGGCCUCCACAGCUUUGCCCACCCACCCUCUGUGGGUUACUAGAUGAGUCUGAAGCCAAUGCCCAGAAAACCCAGCUAGGUGAUGCAAAUAGGCUCGAGAACGAGGGAUGUGGACCUGCUGUAGACUCCUAUCUCACCAAAGCCUUGGCUGGGCACUAUAAGCCAGAAGCUCUCAUCAUUGAAGUGGAGGCGAUGAAAGGCCUCCAGUUCCCCCACGAGGGGGCUUUCAACGAUGCGGCAGACUAUUUCAUGUCAAAGACCGUUGGAAUCGGGAGACUGAAAAAGCCCCCGUUCUUGGAUGAUCCCAUGAAUGACAUCAAUGUGAACUCUUCCUCAGAUGACCAACAGCUGAAACUCAGCCAUCCAGAGGAACCAGCAGUAGCAGAUGAGUAGGAGACUGGAGAUGCUGUGGAUGAAGCACAGGAAUGUGAAGCAUGACUCUCUGGGGUUUAAGCUUAAGAAAGUUGGAAAUCAAGUUACAUUAUAUAUUUUUUUCCUGAAUUCUUUGUAUUUAAUGAAUGCACCAUAGAGACUAUUCCUCAAAGAUUUCAACAUUUGAAUUCCUUCUUUGCUGAGUACAUUCCUUUGAUAUUUUUGAAAUUUGGGGUGUAAAUGUUUGCUGGUUUUUAUUCACUGAAAUUCCUGAGAAAAUUGUUUACAAAUGUAUCACAAUGUUGGAAUCUCAAGGAUACUUGAUAAAAGCCAGCAUUGUAACACACACACACACACACACACACACACACAGUGUUAAGUCUAGUGGGCAGGUGCUUAUUGCUUUCAGUUUGAUCCUAUUGGGGGUAGUGCCAGGCAUUGAAUUUAGGGCAUUUUGUGCAUUGGAAGCAAAUACUCUGUCACUAAAUCGUAUCUCCAGCCCACUGCAUUGGGCUUUAUGUGUUUCAACUUCCUAUGAUUUAGGUGGAAUGGGCCACCAUGGCUUUUUGUUCUGCCUCAUUUUCCCUUCUCUGUGCCCAUCUAAUGUUUGUCAAAUAACUCCAGCUCAUCUUGGAAAGAAAUGAAUUCCCACGCCUAAGGAAAGUCAGCAGGGCCUGGUCUCUUGUUAGUGGUGAUGCCCUUUCUUCCUUUCUUCUUCUUUUUUAAACUUAUUUAUUUGUAUUUAAUGUACAUUGGUAUUUUGCCUGAAUGUAUGUUUGUGUGAGGGAGUUGGAUCCCCUAGAACUGGGGUUACAGACAGGUGUGAGCUUCCAUGUGGGUGCUGGGAAUUGGACCCAGCUCCUCUGGAAGAGCAGCCAGUGCUUAGAACUGCUGAACCAUAUGAUACCUUCCUGAAGUGUCAAUGUGAUGGAUUUUUUUUAUUACUCUCAGUUUGUCAUGUUCUUCUGGAAUGUAGUCCUUUAAACAUGCAGGAAAUAAAGGUGAACCUUA